AGUACUAACUCGUUAAUAAGCAUUCAUCGAACCUGGACCAUGAUUCAUUGCCCCAUUUCCAAGCACUGCUAUUGCUAUGUUAAUUUCUCAUUCUAUAUUUAUGUAUGAACUUCACAAAGUGGAAAUCAUCGAUCCAUUCUUUUGAAAUACACGUGAUGAGAACCAUCGAUUAUGCUGGGAAGUUGAAUAUUGCCAACCUGUACCUGUUUUAGUUAGUUUCUGGAUGAAUAUUGGCAGGGGAAGAGGGAAAGUGCAUUUCUGAAUAACAAACGAGCUAGAAGAAUUAAAUACUACUAAUUGGAAGUUGGAACCAUCCACUAUCAAUGGCUUGCAAUAGAAGAGCAUAGUAAUGAUGGAGUGAAGGUUCAUUGUUGAGGUCUUAAUAAUGGAUUCUUCUCCUGCUGAUGAAGAACUUGAAAGAAAGGAGAUGUAUGCACCAUACCUCCACAAAGUGGCAGUUCCUCCAAAACAGAACCUCUUCAAGGAAUUCCAAUCCACUGUGAAAGAAACAUUCUUCUCCGACGAUCCUCUACGAUCCUUCAAAGAUCAAACUAAAUCGAAGAAGCUCAUCCUCGGUGUCGAGGCCAUAUUCCCCAUACUUAACUGGGGGAGAGCUUACAACCUUAAAAAAUUCAGGGGGGAUGUCAUAUCUGGUCUCACUAUUGCAAGUCUUGCCAUUCCUCAGGAUAUUGGAUAUGCCAAGCUUGCACAUUUGGCUCCACAAUAUGGACUGUACUCAAGCUUUGUUCCUCCUCUGAUAUAUUCUGCCAUGGGAAGUUCUCGCGACAUUGCAAUAGGACCGGUAGCAGUGGUUUCUCUCUUGAUGGGUACUUUGCUCAGUAAUGAGAUUGAUCCUGUUACAAACGCUGAAGAAUAUCGGCGACUCGCAUUUACAGCCACAUUUUUUGCCGGGAUUACUCAAGCAACACUUGGGAUUUUCAGGUUAGGAUUCUUGAUUGACUUUCUAUCCCAUGCUGCUGUUGUUGGUUUCAUGGGGGGUGCUGCCAUUACAAUUGCCCUACAACAACUUAAGGGCUUCCUCGGCAUUAAAACUAAAGAUUUCACCACCAAAACUAAUAUUGUCUCAGUGAUGCGUUCAGUGUUCUCAUCAGCCCAUCAUGGAUGGAACUGGCAAACUAUAGUAAUUGGAGCUAGCUUUUUGGGUUUUCUUCUGGUCGCCAAAUAUAUUGGAAAGAAGAACAAGAAAUUCUUCUGGGUGCCAGCAAUCGCGCCAUUGAUAUCAGUAGUGCUGUCCACUUUUUUCGUGUUUAUAACCCGUGCAGAUAAGCAAGGUGUAGCGAUUGUGAAUUACAUUGAGAAAGGGAUCAAUCCUUCAUCUGUUAGUGAAAUUUACUUUAGCGGCGAAAACCUCGGGAAAGGUUUUAGAAUUGGUGUCUUGGCAGGAAUGAUAGCACUGACUGAAGCUGUAGCGAUUGGAAGAACAUUUGCAUCUAUGAAGGACUAUCAACUAGAUGGGAACAAGGAAAUGGUAGCAUUAGGAGCAAUGAAUAUUGUUGGUUCCAUGACUUCCUGUUAUGUGGCAACUGGUUCUUUCUCUCGGUCCGCGGUGAAUUACAUGGCUGGCUGCCAAACUGCGGUCUCUAAUAUUGUGAUGGCAAUAGCUGUGUUCUUAACUCUUGAGUUCUUAACUCCUCUUUUUAAGUACACUCCAAAUGCCAUUCUUGCUGCUAUCAUCAUUGCUGCUGUCAUCAGCCUUGUAGACAUUCAGGCAGCCAUAUUGAUCUGGAAGGUUGACAAGUUUGAUUUUAUUGCUUGCAUGGGAGCGUUCUUCGGGGUUGUUUUCGUCUCAGUUGAGAUUGGACUUCUGAUCGCGAAACUUGGGCGGCAGGUCUCCAUAUCGUUCGCAAAGAUCCUACUACAAGUCACGAGGCCCCGAACUGCUAUUCUGGGAAAGAUUCCUAGGACUUCUGUCUAUAGAAACAUCCAACAAUACCCAGAAGCUAGUAAGGUUCCUGGUGUACUGAUUGUGAGAGUUGAUUCUGCUGUAUAUUUUUCCAACUCCAAUUAUGUUAAAGAAAGGAUAUUGAGAUGGCUGAUAGAUGAAGAAGAAAAAGUGAAAGGAGAGUACCACAUAAAAAUCCAGUUUUUGAUAGUUGAAAUGUCACCCGUUACUGACAUAGAUACCAGUGGCAUUCAUGCCUUUGAAGAGUUACACAGAAGUCUUAAAAAGAGAGGUGUUGAGCUUGUUCUUGCAAAUCCUGGUCCUGCAGUGACAGACAAGCUCUACACAUCGAAUUUCGCCAACUUAAUCGGCGAGGACAAGAUCUUCGUCACUGUUGCAGAGGCUGUUGCACACUGUUCUCCCAAGCUGGCUGAGGAGGAACCAUGAAAUGAAAUUAAAGAUUGUAUCUACUAGCUAGUCAAGGAUGAAGGUGUGAAAGUUAAGAUGAACACUGAAAAAAGUAAGUGGCAAAGUGGACUAUAUGAUCCUUCAAGUUAGUGCUCAAUCUGGAUCCUUAUCCAAAAUUGGGCGUCGGAAAAUUAUAUACUUCCUCCGUUCCUAAUUAAAAGAUCUAAGAAAGUGCGCCGGGUGUAGUGCACUCUAUUUUUUAUACCCUAUUUAGAUUCCUACUUCUUGUUACAAAUUAAUUUCUCUGUCCCUUUGGUACCAAGCAGGUUCACUGUGUAGGAAUAUGUGAAAUGCAACAAAUUGUGAAUUGUUUAUCUUCCACUUCAUGUGUGCAAUUAUUGAUACAGUGGGGUAUAGUUUGAUUU
Lotus japonicus is the source of this 2736-nucleotide messenger RNA. RefSeq names its product sulfate transporter 1.3-like. NCBI's taxonomy places the organism in Eukaryota, Viridiplantae, Streptophyta, Magnoliopsida, Fabales, Fabaceae. Gene Ontology annotation, molecular function: secondary active sulfate transmembrane transporter activity. Gene Ontology annotation, cellular component: membrane. The record is from RefSeq and is a predicted model, not a curated record. The transcript has 15 exons. Gene Ontology annotation, biological process: transmembrane transport. The coding region runs from base 386 to 2350 and encodes 654 amino acids.